Molecule: messenger RNA, 744 nt
Organism: Andrographis paniculata
Lineage: Eukaryota; Viridiplantae; Streptophyta; Magnoliopsida; Lamiales; Acanthaceae
Product: bidirectional sugar transporter SWEET7-like
Exons: 6
Coding region: 1-744 (247 amino acids)
Biological process (GO): carbohydrate transport
Cellular component (GO): membrane
Molecular function (GO): sugar transmembrane transporter activity
Source: RefSeq, a predicted model, not a curated record
AUGAUGCAUGGACAAAAUCUCGCCCGUACCGUCGUCGGUAUCGUUGGGAAUGUUAUCUCGGGACUACUCUUUCUCUCUCCAUGCCCGACGUUCUGGAGAAUAUGUAAAAAGAAAGACUCGGAGGAGUUCCACCCUUAUCCAUAUCUGGCCUGUGUAAUGAACUGUCUCUUCUGGAUCUUCUAUGGCUUACCCAUAGUUCAUCCCGACAGCACUCUCGUCAUUACCAUCAAUGGCGCUGGUCUCUUUCUCGAGCUCUGCUACCUCACCAUUUUCUUCUUCUACACUAACAAGAAGAACAGGGGGAUCAUAGUGAUGUUCUUGUUGGCCGAGUUUGCCCUUCUUGGCGCGAUUGCCGCAGUCACGCUUUUAUGCUUUCAUACCCACGCGAAAAGGUCGAUGUUUGUGGGCAUUAUUUGUGUCGUGUUCGGUGUCAUUAUGUAUGGCUCCCCACUUUCCAUCCUCAGGCAAGUGGUGAAGACGAAGAGUGCGGAAUUCUUGCCGUUUUGGCUAUGCUUGGCUGGCUUUGCCAAUGGCAUUGUGUGGUUUACCUAUGCUAACCUCAAGACUUUCGAUCCCUACAUUGCUACUGCGAAUGGCAUCGGCGGCGUAUUGGGUUUGAUCCAGCUGUGUGUGUACAGUUAUUACACAUGGAUAUACCCCAAGUUCUGCUCCAAAGACGACAAGCCCGCCGAGGUGCAGCUGCAGCAGCAGAACACAGCCUCCACAAAUCGCCCCCAAGUGUAG